Messenger RNA from Cladophialophora yegresii CBS 114405, 1461 nucleotides. RefSeq lists its product as uncharacterized. The record is from RefSeq and is a predicted model, not a curated record. Gene Ontology annotation, biological process: proteolysis. The transcript has a single exon. The coding region runs from base 1 to 1461 and encodes 486 amino acids. Gene Ontology annotation, molecular function: aspartic-type endopeptidase activity. Lineage: Eukaryota; Fungi; Ascomycota; Eurotiomycetes; Chaetothyriales; Herpotrichiellaceae.
AUGAAAACCUCGCCAGCCGUGGUGGCCGUCGCCGCCGCCGCCGCCUUGAGCGCUCCAAUCGUUUCCGCCAUCCACCUCGCUCCCCACUCCGACGCUUCUCCACGAACACUGAGUCUGCCUAUAGAAAGAAGACAUGUUCCCGAUAUUCUUGCACAUGAGAAAUCACGGUUGCGAAAGAGGCAGACGUCAGGAACCGUCGAGCAGACACUGGACAACGACCAGAGCCUCUACUAUGCUAAUAUCACACUCGGCACGCCCGCUCAAUCGUUACGGCUGCACAUCGACACGGGCAGUUCAGAUCUGUGGGUGAACACUGCCAGCUCUUCCUUCUGCCUAUCGAGUGCGGAUAAUUGCGAAGGCGGGACGUAUUCGUCCUCCCAAUCAUCCACCUACAAAUUUGUCAACGACCAGUUCAACAUCUCUUACGUCGACGGCAGUGCGGCGAUUGGCGACUAUGUGUCCGACACUCUGAGAUUUGGCGGCGUUACGCUGAACGACUUCCAAUUCGGCAUCGGCGAGACCUCCUCUUCCCAACAAGGCGUGCUAGGCAUCGGCUACAUGUCAAAUGAAGUCCAAGUCCAGCGCGCCAACCUGGACCCAUAUCCCAAUCUUCCUCAAGCACUGUUGAACGCCGGUCACAUCGCCACGAACGCAUACUCGCUGUGGCUGAACGACCUGGACGCCUCGACGGGAGAAAUCCUGUUCGGCGGCGUCAACACGGAAAAAUACGAGGGCGAGCUCGCCACCCUCCCCAUCCUCUCCGAAAGCGGCGAAUACUACGAACUCACCCUCGCCUUGACGGGACUGACGAAUGCCGGCUCCGACCUCUCCUCCUCAUCCUCGCUGCCCACAGCUGUGCUGCUUGACUCCGGCGCCACGCUCACCUACCUCCCCAACGACAUCGUCCAAGAAAUCUAUAAUUCGGUGCAAGCGGUCUACCAGUCCGACGUGGGCGCCGCGUACGCACCGUGCGCAUUGGCCUCCUCCUCCGCCACCAUCGACUACACCUUCUCCGGCGUGACUAUCAAGGUGCCGUACAACGAACUCUUCCUCUCUGCCGGGACCAACAACUUCGGCCAGCCCAUCACCUUUUCCAACGGUGACGAAGCCUGCCUGUUUGGCAUCGCCCCCGCUCAAAGCGGCAUGGCCGUUUUGGGGGAUACCUUCCUGCGGUCCGCCUAUGUGGUGUACGACCUCGAGAACAACGAGAUCAGCCUGGCGCAGACCGUCUUCAACUCCACGACCGACAAUGUCCAGAUGAUCACGAAGGGUGAAAAUGGCGUCCCGAACGCCAGUCCCGUCUCCGACCCGGCAAGCGACGUGAGUGCGACCAACGGCGGCGCCAGACUUGGCGAAUCGUCAGCCACGGGCACCAACGCGGGUUCCAAGGAUAAGCAAGCUUCAAGCAUGAGUGCCAUGGUCGUGGCAGUUUUUGCGGUGGCUGCGUUGGUUUUGUCGUGA